AUGGAUACCAGCCUCCCCUCGUCGUUGUUUGUGCAUCUUGAGAAGAGACUCCAGGACAUCAUGUACCGAACGUCAGAUAAAGAUUUGGACGACAAGUGUCGAAGGUCGUUGAUCUCUUUCUACACCCUUCUUUUAGACCCACAGUAUAAGAAGGACGUGAGCAGGGAACAGCUGCAGUUCUUAGUGAUGAAAUUCAUCAGUUGUGCCACCAAGGAAUUGAUCAAGAUGCAUGAACCAGAACCCAACAUUAGUAGCGAGUCCUUUCGGAUUGCCACCAAGUUUGUUGAUAUUCUUAUUGACUUGGUGGACAAGGAGAACGUUGGGCUCGUGAAUCACUUGAUCGAGAGCAAGGAGAGUCUUGUGGCGAAAUCGGCAGCUUCUUCAGCAGCUUCUGCUGGUGCUACAAGUAAUAUAGCUUCUGCUGGUGCUGCUACUGCUGGUGCUGCCCCCGCUGAAUACCUUCAACCGUGUUUCCGUCUCACAGACAUGGACCAAGGAAUGAUAUCGUUGGUGGAAAAGCUCUUUGACGUAGACCAAAUCAAGCUCCAAAUGGACGUGAUCUCGUCUAGCCUGUUUGCUCAAUGUUCAACCAUUCAAAUGGACAUUCAGCAUUUCAAAACUCAAUUGGAUAAAGGAAUGGGUGCCAAAGACUUCAAAUCAGUUAAAGCUUAUGAAGAAUGGAAACAACGUCUAUACGAAAAUUGUGACUACUUGAGUACCAAGUAUUCCAUACUAAAUGGAGGAAGUAAGUCGAUUAACCCAACGCUCCCUUCUGGUGAAGAAACUUAUAUGAUUCCUUCUCGUGCCAAUGCUAGAAGUUACUUCGUUGCUUUAAUUCAAAGGUAUCUUAUGGUAUUCCCUCCUGUCCCUGGUGAACUCUUGCUUUCAUCCCAAUUCCAGAAGUAUCUUCAUAUUCUUGCGAAAAUAUGGCUUCUAGAUUACCCUACCAUUUCUGUGUCGAUAUUCACGGGUGCUGUAAGGUCUGGAAUCAUGGAAUUUGAAAAGAGCACUGUUCAACCAUAUUUCAUUAACUUGGACAUGGCAUCGGAAGUAUUUAAAUUAUGUGAUGUCCAUUUACCUCAAGGUCAUGAUGAUGACCCGGAUACUAAAUGGUCGCUUCAGGACCAAAAGGAAUGGGUAGGAGGUUUAGUUGCAUGUUAUAAGCUUACAUUCCGGGGGAUAAAGGAAUGUUUACUGCAAAUCUUUAAUAAAGAGAACAAACCCAAGUUUCUUCCUUAUUUAAUCUUCUUGGACGACUAUAUUAAGGUGGAUCCAUUGUUUUCUCAAGUGGCAGAUGCCCCCUUCAUGAAGUCUUGGGAAGAAAAGCUUUCUACAGCUCUUUCCAAAGCAUCUACAAAAAAAUAUGCCAAUUAUAUGGGCCUUUUACCUCGAGAUAGUUCACUUACUUUUGGUCAUGUUGCAGAUAUUGCCAAUAAUUUGGUGAGAGAUUUGGCACAACUCGAAAAGAAGUUCAAACAACCAUUGCUUGGCUUCUUGGACAUUCCUUAUAUUGUUGCUAUAACUCAAAUGCAAUUGUUUAAACGAGAUUUGGUGGGGAUAAUCAAAUAUAUCCAGUCCAACCAUGAUCAAGGCAUUACUAUGGUUAGAUAUGAUGAUGCAUUGGAUUUCUAUAAGUCUUUACAAGAUUUCAAGAUCAGAUUCAGAAGAUAUAGCCCGAAUUCUCCUGUUUACAGUUCGGAAUUAGAGUCUUCAUUAUUGCAACAUCUUAAACAAAUGGCAGAAGAAGCGGAAGACAAGUUCAAUGGUAUAGUAGAUAAUUUGAUCUCUGAUUCUCAAACUACCAAUACCAAAGAUUUAUUCUUUAUGAUUAGGAAUUAUUUGAAUAUCUUAUUGGAUUUGAAUGCUCCUAUGCGAAAGAUGGCCAGUAUUUAUACCAUUGUGAUUAAAAGUGUUUCGCAUUCGGUGUUACGGUACUCUUCAGUCAUUGAGAAGAACAUUGUGAAGGAGCUAGAAGACGAAGAGAAACGUCGAGCCAAGCUUUUAAGAGCAGAACAAAAGAAACAAGGAGUGGGGAGUAGUUGGUUCGAUGAUGUUAAGAAUGCAGUGAACAAUUUUCAAAAUGGAGGUAACAAAUAUGCCAAAAUUGAAGCUUUUAAUUUUAGUCCUGAGAUCUGUCAAGGUUUAAAUGAAUUUUCUGGGAUCAUCAAAGAGUUGGAUAAGUUGGAGGAAAUGUUGGAAUUGGAGAAUAUUUCCACUACAUUGAAAUCUAUUGAUCCAGGCUCAAGUAGUCGAUACACCAGUCAUUUAUUCUCUUUGAGAGUUGUUAGAGCAGAGAACCUCAAGAGAAUCUCGGCUACUAUUCAUCCCUAUGUUACUUUAAAGAUUGGACUGGAAAUUAUUGGUGAAACCAGAGCAUUGGUUGGAACGUAUGAUCCGGAAUGGGAUGAAGAAUUUGAUGUGAAUAUUCCCCCGAAUAAAUCGGCCGUAGUGGUGGUUGAUGUUUGGGAUGGUCAUGAAUCAUUGGGUAAAGCCAAGUUGGAAUUGAGUCCUCGUACAUUUAAAGAGGAUGGGAUUGCGCAGGAAGCAAUCCUUGACUUGAACAACGAACAAUCCAGAAUUUUGAUGGAGAUAGCUGUUGAAAAGGAAAGAGAUGAUGUCCUUUUCUUAAUAGGCAAAGCUCAUAGAGAUAUUCUGAGAUGUCAAGAACGAUGUAUUAAAUUAAUUGUGGAGAAGUUCUCUCGGUUUAUUCAUUUUGGUUUCUCCAGAGAUAAUUUAAAGACCAUCUGUGGUAGUAACGGGAACAUUGAACCAACAGAUGGAGAGAUUUUGAAUGCCAUGAUACCAUUAUACGAUUAUUUAAACGUUAACUUGGAAGUGUUGAAGUUGAACUUGAGUAAAAACUUAUUCUUCAAAGUAAUGGUUCAAACUUGGAACGUUAUCCUUCAAAGUGCUGACGAUUUAAUGUUACCCAAGUUAGUAACUUCCAAAUCUAUAAGAUCUUCGUUGCAAAUGGGAGGCUCUUCUUCUAAAUGGCUGUCGACGAUAACUUCAGUGGUCAACUCCAUGACUAAGGACAGGAAACUAACGUUGAAUGAAAUCUAUAUUGUAUUCGCUUGGUUGGAUGGUCUAUGUAUUUUCUUUUAUAAUGAAGGGAAUGGGCCAGCCAUGGUUGAAUUGAAGUCCGAACAAUAUCAAGCUCUUUUAUUUGUUCGACUUUAUUAUACUUUGACCGUUGAAGAGCUCCACCAUCGACUGGACGAAUUGUCUUCAGCCUACAUCAAUGUGCUUCGGUUAAAGAAUAACUUGGUUCCAAAAUCCACCAAUAAUACUCCCCAACAUCAUCACCAACACCUAUCCAGAGCAACAUCGACUAUCAUCAGACACCAGUCUGUUUCUGCUGGUGCUGCCAGAGCCAGAGCCAGAGCCAAAGCCACUACUAAAAGAAGACCACCCCCGCCCGUUGAUAAUAAUCCAAUGGGCUUCAUUGCAGACUCUUUGACAGAGGAUAUCGUGCUACGGUUGCUCCUCUUAAAUGAUGACAAGGACUUUGUGGCCAGACGGUUGGAACAGAGAGAACUACUUGCUCAUAACAUGCAACUUGAACGUUUGGCAAGACAAGCCGUGAGUUGA
Molecule: messenger RNA, 3591 nt
Organism: Lizanozyma spartinae
Lineage: Eukaryota; Fungi; Ascomycota; Pichiomycetes; Serinales; Debaryomycetaceae
Exons: 1
Coding region: 1-3591 (1196 amino acids)
Source: RefSeq, a predicted model, not a curated record